AUGAAUUUGAAAUGGGAAUUUGAUUUUCUUGAGAAACUGAAUAUAGGAGUUACAAAGAACGGCUCGUUAGUCGUUUGCUUCGGUGAAUUGUUGAUCGACUUCGUGUCGACAGUUGGGGGGGUUUCUCUAGCUGAAGCACCUGCUUUCAAGAAGGCUCCUGGUGGUGCUCCAGCUAAUGUGGCCGUCGGGAUAUCGAGAUUGGGUGGGUCGUCGGUUUUCAUAGGCAAGGUAGGCGAUGAUGAAUUCAGUUACAUGUUAGCUGAUAUAUUGAAACAGAACAACGUCGACAACUCCGGCAUGCAAUUCGACCGAAGUGCAAGAACCGCACUUGCAUUUGUUACCCUCAGAGCUGAUGGUGAAUGCAAGUUAUUGUUUUUCCGUCAUCCGAGUGCCGAUAUGCGUCUUCAUGAGUCGGAACUCAAUACAAACGUCAUCAAGCAGGCCAAGAUCUUCCAUUAUGGUUCGAUUAGUUUGAUCGAGGAACCGUGCAAGUUAACUCACCUGGCGGCAAUGAACAUGGCCAAGAGGUCAGGCAGCAUUCUCUCUUAUGAUCCGAAUUUAAGAUUGCCACUAUGGCCAUCAGCAGAUGCCGCUCAGAAAGGCCUAAUGAGCAUAUGGAACCAGGCAGACCUUAUUAAGGUAAGCGAGGAUGAAAUUACCUUCUUAACCGGAGGCGAUGAUGCUUACGGCCAUAAUGUGGUGAUGAAGAAGCUCUUUCAUCCCAAUCGGAUCAGCCGGUUGCGGAUAUUAUACCAAGGAACCCUUGAUCCUACUCUAGAAUAUAAACCUGAAUACAUAAUGUUCUCUUGCAGGGACCAAGCUAGCCUUCUCCACACAUGUAGAGUCAAUCAAGGGCUUAGCAGUCAGGUUCUUCUUGACAAGCUUGAGAAACUGAACUCGUAG
Hibiscus syriacus is the source of this 903-nucleotide messenger RNA. Its product is annotated as probable fructokinase-7. NCBI's taxonomy places the organism in Eukaryota, Viridiplantae, Streptophyta, Magnoliopsida, Malvales, Malvaceae. Gene Ontology annotation, molecular function: fructokinase activity. The coding region runs from base 1 to 903 and encodes 300 amino acids. The transcript has 6 exons. Gene Ontology annotation, cellular component: cytosol. The record is from RefSeq and is a predicted model, not a curated record. Gene Ontology annotation, biological process: fructose metabolic process.